Hemicordylus capensis (graceful crag lizard) is the source of this 6658-nucleotide messenger RNA. It is a transcript of the gene MUSK, whose product is annotated as muscle associated receptor tyrosine kinase. NCBI's taxonomy places the organism in Eukaryota, Metazoa, Chordata, Lepidosauria, Squamata, Cordylidae. Gene Ontology annotation, molecular function: protein binding; ATP binding; transmembrane receptor protein tyrosine kinase activity. Bases 37 to 2913 code for a protein of 958 amino acids. Gene Ontology annotation, cellular component: signaling receptor complex. The record is from RefSeq and is a predicted model, not a curated record. The transcript has 17 exons. Gene Ontology annotation, biological process: cell surface receptor protein tyrosine kinase signaling pathway; positive regulation of kinase activity; protein phosphorylation.
ACAAACAAGGAAUAUGCCUGUCUUGGACUGAAGAAGAUGUAUCCAUUUUUCUCCACAGGAUUAAUCAUGAAAGACUUGCUGAACAUUCCACUUGUACAAAUCUUUGCUCUGGCGGCCUUCAGCCUGGCUGAGAAACUCCCAAAAGCACCCGUUAUUACUACCCCUUUGGAAACAGUGGAUGCCCUAGUUGAGGACGUGGCCACUUUUGUGUGUGUAGUAGAAUCUAAUCCCCAGGCAGAGAUUACCUGGACACGCAAUAACAUUCCUAUCAGGCUCUUUGACACACGAUACAGCAUACGAGAACACGGGCAGCUCCUAACCAUUCUAAGUGUGGAGGACAGUGACGAUGGGGUGUACUGCUGCACAGCCAACAAUGGUGUAGGAGUCCCAGCAGAAAGUUGUGGGGCGUUACAGGUGAAAAUGAAACCCAAAAUAACCCGUCCUCCUUCAAAUGUGAAAAUAAUAGAAGGAUUAAAAGCCGUUUUCCCAUGCACCACAAUGGGGAAUCCCAAGCCUUCAGUGUCAUGGAUCAAAGGAGAGAAUGCCAUAAAGGAAAAUGCUCGCAUUGCUGUUCUUGAAUCGGGCAGCUUAAGGAUCCAUAAUGUUCAAAGAGAAGACGCUGGUCACUAUCGAUGUGUAGCAAAGAACAGUCUUGGGACAGCCUAUUCAAAACCUGCAAUUCUGGAAGUGGAAGUUUUUGCCCGAAUCUUGAAAGCUCCAGAAUCCUACAAUGUCAGCUUUGGCUCUGUGGUAAUGCUGCGAUGUGCAGCAACAGGCAUUCCAACUCCUACUGUAACGUGGCUUGAAAAUGGAAAAGCUGUCUCAGCAGGAUCCAUUGUAGAAACAGUAAAAGAUAGAGUGAUUGACUCUAGGCUUCAGGUUUAUGUCACCCGGCCUGGUUUGUUCACCUGCAUAGCUACCAACAAGCACAGUGAGACUUAUGGCACUGCAAAAGCUGCAGCUACUAUCAAUGUGUCAGAGUGGAGCAGACUCUACAAGGGUAAUGCAGGUUACUGUAGUACAUACCGAGGAGAGGUGUGUAAUGCUCUCUUGGCAAAAGAGGCACUGGUUUUCUUCAAUGCCUCUUAUGGAGACCCAGAGGAGACCCAAGAGCUGCUUGUCCGCGCAGCAUGGGCUGAACUGAAAACAGUGAGUCCUUUUUGUCGUCCAGCUGCUGAGUCACUGCUGUGCCACUACAUCUUUCAAGAGUGCAAUCCCUCCAGGACUGGACCUGCUCCAAAACUUGUCUGUAGAGAGCAUUGCCUUGCUGUAAAGGAUCUCUACUGCUUUAAGGAAUGGCUUUCCAUGGAAGAAAAUGCCCGCAAAGGGAUCUACAAACCAGUGCUGAUGUUACUUACCCUGCCAGAGUGCAACAAACAUCCCAGCAUGCACCAGGAUCCCAAGGCCUGUAUAAAGAUUCCACAUUUUGAUCUUAAAAAGGAAGAUAUAACAACAACAUGUUAUAAAGGCAAUGGGUUAAGCUACCAAGGUUCUGUCAAUGUCACAGCCUCUGGCAUUCCUUGUCAGAAAUGGAGUGACCAGGCACCCCAUUCACACAGAAGAACCCCUCAGGUUUUCCCAGAGCUCUCCAAUGCAGAAAACUAUUGUCGAAAUCCAGGAGGUGAAAAUGCACAACCUUGGUGUUAUACAAAGGACUCCUCUGUAAAAUGGGACUACUGUAAUGUGCCUCGGUGUGGAGAUGCAUCGUUGUCACAAGGAACUCCAAAGCCAAGUGAAGCGACUCCACAUUUCCCUUCCUCCUCUUUCUCACCAACAUACUCCAUGACAGUCAUCAUUUCCAUUAUCUCCAGCUUUGCAAUGAUUUUCAUUCUUGUUAUCCUUGCUCUUAUUUGCUGCCGGAGACGCAAGCAAUGGAAAAACAAAAGGAGAGAGUCAACACCACCACCUCUGACAACACUUCCAUCUGAGCUCUUAUUGGACAGAUUGCACCCAAAUCCCAUGUACCAGCGCAUGCCUCUACUCUUGAAUCCAAAGUUAUUCAGUCUGGAGUAUCCCCGAAACAAUAUUGAAUAUGUAAGAGAUAUUGGAGAAGGAGCUUUUGGCCGGGUCUUUCAAGCGAGGGCACCUGGACUGCUUCCAUACGAGCCAUUCACAAUGGUGGCAGUGAAGAUGCUGAAAGAAGAAGCUUCCGCGGAUAUGCAGGCUGAUUUUCAGAGGGAGGCAGCCCUCAUGGCCGAAUUUGAUAAUCCAAACAUUGUCAAACUUUUGGGGGUAUGCGCUGUUGGAAAGCCAAUGUGCCUGCUUUUUGAAUACAUGGCCUUCGGGGACCUCAAUGAAUACCUGCGCAAUAGAUCUCCACGCAACCUCUGCAGCCUGAGCAACAAUCACCUUGACAUAAGGAUCAGGCCCUCCAGUCCUAACUUGCUUGCUCUCUCUUGCACCGACCAGCUCUGUAUUGCCAAACAAGUGGCCGCCGGCAUGGCCUACCUCUCAGAACGCAAGUUUGUGCACCGGGAUUUGGCCACCAGGAACUGUCUAGUGGGAGAGAACAUGGUGGUUAAAAUUGCUGACUUUGGUCUUUCCAGAAAUAUGUACUCAGCAGACUAUUACAAAGCAAAUGAAAACGAUGCCAUUCCCAUCCGAUGGAUGCCACCCGAGUCCAUCUUCUACAACCGUUACACCACCGAGUCUGACGUGUGGGCCUAUGGUGUGGUCCUGUGGGAGAUCUUUGCCUUUGGCAUGCAGCCAUAUUAUGGAAUGGCUCAUGAAGUCGUCAUCUACUACGUGAGGGAUGGCAACGUCCUGUCUUGCCCGGACAACUGCCCUCUGGAGCUCUACAACCUCAUGCGCCUUUGUUGGAGCAAGCUGCCUUCUGACAGGCCCAGCUUUGCAAGUAUCCAUCGUAUCCUGGAACGCAUGUAUGAGAGAGCGGUGGCUGCUGAGCAUGCCUGAGGAUGCACCUCAGGAGGACAGCAUUUUAUGACCUCUUCCUGGAAUGACUAAGCUUGGAUGAAAGGUAGAGCUGGCACCUGGUACGUCAGUGUAUAUGUAACUGGUCCAGCCUAGUCCUGUAGCUCUUUUUCAGGCAACGCUCCCAGUAGAAAGUUGGAACAAUUGAGCAUUUUUGCCUGAGCAAGGACCACAGGAUCAGCUUGAGUCAUGACUGCAGUUUUAAAAGAACCUCACUCUCAAAAUGUCACAUUAAUUUGUUUUAGUUUAUGAAAACAUGUUUAUCCCAGCUGUUCUUCCAAAAAUAUCCAUGAAAACGUUCAGCUGUAGUGGCUGACAUCCUGACUAAGGCAGCGGCAGUGCGCCAAGGAGACAUGCCAUACUGUGGAAAGCAGGGUGUGGAGGCUUCCAGAGCUCUGGAGGUGAUGGUUUGACUAUCUCUGUUUCCCCAGAAGUACCCUGUGCCUUCUGAAGACAUGUCGCUGUGGGCUUCAGGGCACUUCCAGGGGAAGCAGAGAUCAGCAAAGAUCCCCCUCUGCACUGCCAAAUUAAGAAAGCUCUCCAUCCCACCCGCUAUACUCAAUUCAUAAUUGCUGACCUAUAUUUGAAUUUUCCUGUUUGUGGAAUACUGCUUAUGGGCUCAUUCAGACAACCAGUUCCAUCCAACCCCACAGUGCAUUUUUACUUUUGCAGGAGUGGAAAUCAAAUGUACCUAUGUUCUUUUAAAGGGUGCAUCAAGCAGUAGUCUCUGUAGCAACCACGCUUUAGACAAGCUGUAUUGUCACUGUUCUUCCAAGGCAUGGUGGUUGCAGGGUCAGAUGCUGAUUGGAUCCCUUCAGAUAACCUUAGUUGCUUAUCUAGAAGUGCCCAGCGAGUUGAUGGACUUGACAACUGCAAAUGCCAAUGGUUGGGGGAAAUGGUUAUUUUGAAAACAUUAAUGACAGUUACGUUUGAGUAAACACACUUCCAGCCAAGAGGAACUUUCUGCGGUUGUCUUCUCUUCCCUUUUAGACCUAUACACUUACAACUCUGAAGAAAAACCAACAUUUCUAGUGGCCUGGUUCAGACGUAACAGGAAGCCAGAAGUCCCUUCACCUCUGGUUUCCUAACCUGAACGUCCAAAUUUGAGGAAAUGGAGUUUGUGGGGGAAAGUGAUCUGCGGUUUCCCUCACCAAACUCCACUCUGAACCUUUGAUCAGAGUGGAGUUCCACUGCCACAGACUCCAUUCCUGCAAUGCCAGAAUUAUAUCGGAACGCUGGCACUGUAGUUUGGGUCCCAUGGAACCGGAGUUAAGGGAGGAAGCUCCUCCCGCACUCCAGCCUGAUUGGAUGUGUGGGCUGUCCUUUAGGAAAGAAGGGAGCCUGCACAGCCAGCUUCUCUGCAGUCUCGCUGAGAUACUGCAGAGAGGCAGCUCUCCCCAACGUCCAAAUGCAGAGAGGAGAGCAGGGUGGGGGGAGUGCACAACUGGACCCGCAGUUCCAUGUGACAUCUGAACCGGGCCAGUAUAUCAACAAAAACAAAUCCAGUUUCUACCUAUUAUUAACCAGUCCCGCAUCUCUUCUUGUUUGAGCUCAUGGGCAGAUAUUACAUGCCAUUGUUGAUGUCUGUUACUCAUUAAGGAAAUGGAUUGACGAAGUGGUCAUAAGAACCCUUUUCACUGCACUUUCCUUGUCAAAGUCUUCUCUCAUGUACCAUAUAUCUCCCUCAGUUUCUUUCAGUGGGGAUGUUCUGGCACAAUUGAGAGGAAAACUUGACUUUUUGUUGCCCAGCAUUCCAGUCUUUGCAUUAUUAGUGUGAAGCAGAGUGACAUUUGUAUCGUGCUUAGUGGUAAUUCUUUUUCAAAACGUAGGAGAAUAGUGUAGCCCUUGUUUGACAGAGGAAAAAGGCCUUGUUAGACAUAAUUUAAUGGUGAUUCACACUCCAUAAAGACAGAUGGCUCAAGGCCUAUAAUAGAUGACAAACAGAAAUGGUACAGUAUUAUACAUGUCCUAAGAAAAUGGUAAGGGGAUUCACAUGCGCAGCCUAACCCAGGCAAGGGCAGCCCUGCUUGGGUUAGGCUGCACGUGUGACGCGCUGGGAGCGAAGCCACUCCUGGUGCUGCCCCCCACCAUGCUAAGCCCAACUCUUAAACCCCAUGUUUUGGGUUUAAACCCCAUGUUUAAACCCAAUCUGGGCAAUUGCCGCUGGGUUAAACAGCUUCUUCCCAGCCCGCCACCAUUUCCAGCAGCAAGCUGGGGGGAGAAGCAGCCAGCCAUUCCCAGUGCGGUGGUUGCUCUAAGGAGAGCUGCUCUAACUAUCCCAGGGCAUCCUGGGAUGCAGGGAGGGGAACGUCCUCCCUUCACCACGCUGCUGCUUGUGUGGGGGCACGGCACGGCAAAGGGGAUGACGAUGACGCUUGUCUGUGGGGGAAGGCCUGGGGAGUGUGUGGCUGAAGUCGAGUGCACAACCUCUGUAUGUUUCUUUUCUACAUCAUGUCCCCUAAAUAGUCUCUUGUGUAGGGGUAUACUUUUUAGCUUGUACAGAAGUUGUAGCCUUCCACAUCCCCCUGGGGCUUAACACACUAGAUGAAAAUGCAUGUAACAUGUAGUUAAGCCCUUGGAUAUUAGUCAACUAGUUAACUUAAUUAUGUUGGACCUUAUGCCCACAUAGGGCUCUCCAGGUGAUGGUAAUUGCUGGAGGAAAUGUCCUAUGUGCACAUAGAGCUCUCGCCAGCUCCCAGCCGGUGCCCUCAACAUUGCUCACCCCUCAGCAAUGCCCCCAAUUUUAAAGAGGUCAUAGAAGCUGCUGCAGGUCUCACAGGAGAAGAAGGCCCCCCCCCCCACUUCUGCAAUGGAAGAACCACAGCUGACUUGUGAGGGCUCAGCCACUAGCCUCACUGUCUCAUCACUCCACACGCUCCUAGGCAAGGCCAUGCACGGCCAGCCAUCACCCCCGAAGCAUCUGACUCCCAACAGCUGCAUCUAUUUUUUUCUUGUUAACACAUGUCUUAGCUUGUUUUGAUAUAAGUUGAAACUCUGAGCAUGUUCCAUGCCAUUUCCCCACUGAACUUGAGUAAUUUCUCCAUAUAUGUAUACAUAUCCUCAGUCAAAUAUGUUUAGCCCCUCUUCAUACAUCACAUGAGAUUACUGCUAUGGUUAAUCAAUAAUGUUGUAGGAUUUUGAGCUGAAGUAUUAGAGCCACUGUACCAGAGCAACCCCAGAGAGCAGGAACUGUGGAGGCUGUGCUUGGAUUUAAAUAGUGAGUGGGCGUUCUAACUAGACCCCCAGGAGGUGGUACGUAGGCAAGUCUCAUGGUGAAAAAUAACUACCACCACUGCUGGAGUGAAAUGAGCAUAUUUAGCACAAAUCAAAGUGACUAACGGUGACAAAAUGGGUAACAACUAGAAAGCAUUGCCUGGAAGUGUCAUUAUUUCAUUGCAUUUUAAUAUGGAUACGAAAGAUCUCAUGAAUUUCAAACUCAGCUGAGACAGAAACAUUUCAUUUUGAUGUGUAAAAGACAUCAGAAGUUUCAAAAAACCAGAUUCAAAGUCAAAGACAAACUUCAGUUAGUCCUUUCCUGUGACUUUCAUAGGCUUUGGGAAAGCUAGAAAGAUACAAGCAUUCCUCUUUUCAAUGGUUUUGCCUGCCACUGAGGAGAUGCCAUAUGAAGCUGUAAUUUUGUCAACCAAAGGAUAUAACCAUCCAUUUGUCUAUUUCAUAUUUUUUUCCAGGUGUUUCAUAAAUAUAUACCAAUAAACUUUAUUUUACA